AUGACACCGGGUCAGGUUCCCGGGUCGGGUGCUCUGACGGAUCACCUCUCAACACCUGGCUCCCUUCAAAAUCUCGAGCUGAAAGGCGUGAACGUCAGGGAUGUCGUCGUUAGCGGCGGGGUCGCCAGUAACAUCUUUUUACGCGAAAGGCUCCGAGCAGCACUGGAUGAGUACAGCUCUGAUGAGCGCAUAUCGCUCCAUUUCCCCCCGCUGGAAUUAUGCACAGGUCAGCAUUUCAAUAUGUCGACCGAUUCACAGGGUUUCAAAUUCAAUACAGACAAUGCAGCGAUGAUUGCAUGGGUUUCAAUGCAUCGGUUCCUCGCUGGUAACUAUGAUGACUAUACAGUAGACCUUCGUGCCAAGUGGAUCAUUGAGGAUAUCAGAGUGUGA
Molecule: messenger RNA, 390 nt
Organism: Suillus subalutaceus
Lineage: Eukaryota; Fungi; Basidiomycota; Agaricomycetes; Boletales; Suillaceae
Exons: 3
Coding region: 1-390 (129 amino acids)
Biological process (GO): mitochondrial tRNA threonylcarbamoyladenosine modification
Cellular component (GO): mitochondrion
Source: RefSeq, a predicted model, not a curated record